AUGUUCAAAAAAAUUAUUAUAGAAUUUAUUGUUAAAAAAAUAAAUUACAGAGAUAAUAGUGAACCUCGAAGUGACUCAUACGCAUCACGUUCAUUAUCACGUAGAUUACUGUUUGAUGACGAAAAUGAUGAUGAAGAAAGCCAUAUAGCUGAUGGUUAUAUACCAAAUAGGCCACGUCAAGUAUCAUCAUCUCAUGUAACUCACGUGAAUAAAAGAAUUUAUCCAGGACCAUCUUCUCCACAAGUGCUCCCAGAUGAUGAUGAACCAAUGCCAAGGGCUAUACGUCAACGUAGACUUCCUUUAAUCAGCACGCUACCUUUAGUCACUUCGAUAGACUACUACUCAAAUCCAUACCGAAACACGUCAAAAAGUGAUAUUAGUAUUGGUACUGCUGGUAGUGCUAGUGGUUGUAAUGGUGCCGGUGAUACCAGCGGUAGUGAUGUUCCAUUAUCGGUUCGAUAUCCUAUCAAUGCUGAUAUACCAUCACCUUCUCCAAAUUCUACACAUAAUUUUCGCGUUUAUAGACAAGAAAACAACUAUGGUGUACGAUUACCUGGUAAUUAUGGUUGGAGAGAACCAAAUGUAUUAGGAAGUUAUUACGGUAGUAUGGCACCGCAUAAUCGAACAACAAGUGAUGUUAACAGUGCUUGUACUAUAGUUUAUGCAGGUAGUCGAAUGAGACCGACAAUAAGGGUAAUAAAAGCACAACCUGGAAAUAUACCACUUAGUGAUUCAGAUAAUGAUGAACCAAGGUGGGCAAUCGUAUAA
Messenger RNA from Thelazia callipaeda (thelaziosis nematode), 768 nucleotides. The record is from the annotation of a GenBank genome assembly. Lineage: Eukaryota; Metazoa; Nematoda; Chromadorea; Rhabditida; Thelaziidae.